CCGGAUUUGAAAACGCAUUGCCAAAGCUAAAUUGAAUAAUGCACCAUACGUCCGAACCUUGCACCAUUUGGUGGAGAAAAGAAGAUGAAAAAAGGAAAUAAAAAGAGGCGUUUAGUUUCUCUCUUCUUCCUUCUUCAUUCAUCUCCUGUCCUAAAACUAGAUUUUUUUGCAUUUGCGAUUACUCUGACACACCGAAUACGAAGGGGAUUAAGAAGAACAGAUUAGGAGAAAGAAAAUCGAGUUCGUUCCGCAUUUGUCUCUUUUUUUUUCUGGUGAAGUUUUUUACGUUGCCUGAGCAUGAGCGGCACUCCCUAGUGUGUUUUUUUGCCGUCAAUUGAAGUCGUUUGAAAGGAGUGGAUCUUGCAACUUAAUAAUGGAUUUGGUGUCUAGUUGCAAGGAAAAAUUGCAAUAUUUUCGGAUCAAGGAGCUUAAGGAUGUGCUGACGCGAAUUGGUUUUUCUAAGCAAGGAAAGAAACAGGAUCUAGUAGAUCGAAUUUUGAGUUUUCUUGCUGACGAUCAAGUUUCCAAGUUGUGGGCAAAAAGGCCUGCACUUACAAAGGAAGAACUAGCCAGAUUAGUGGAUGACAUCCACAGGAAAAUGCAGGGGUCUGGUGCUACUGAAUUGGCGACUAAAGUGCAAUGUACACCGGAUACUGCUAUCGUUAUUGGUACAUUGAAACCCAAAGAGGAAGUCGAUGACGCUGUGCCUAUGGACAUGAAAAUUCGGUGUCCUUGUGGUAGUUCACUGUUUACCGAGUCAAUGAUCAAGUGUGAGGACCCAAGAUGUCAGGUGUGGCAGCACAUUAGCUGUGUUAUUAUACCAGAAAAGCCUAUGGAUGGAAUUCCACCACUUCCAUCCCAGUUCUAUUGUGAAGUUUGCCGCCUCAAUCGAGCUGAUCCAUUUUGGUCUACCUUGGGACAUCCUUUAUAUCCUGUGAAGUUGGUGGCUCCUAAUGUGCCGAUUGAUGGUACAAACCCUGUGCAAAUUGCUGAGAAAACAUUUCAUCUUUCAAGGUCUGACAGAGAGUUAUUAUCAAAGCCGGAGUAUUCUAUUCAGGCUUGGUGCAUGCUUCUCAAUGAUAAGGUGUCUUUUAGAAUGCAAUGGCCCCAGUAUGCAGAUUUGCAGGUCAAUGGUGUGCCUGUUAGAGCUUUUAGUAGACCUGGUUCGCAAUUGCUUGGGCUUAAUGGUCGUGAUGAUGGUCCAAAUAUAUCUCAAUGGACCAGAGAUGGAAUUAAUAAGAUCUUAUUAUCCGGAUGUGAUGCUCGCAUUUUUUGUAUCGGUGUUAGAUUAGUAAAGCGGCGUACUCUUCAACAGAUAUUGAGCAUGAUUCCUAAAGAAUCAGUUGGUGAGCUCUUUGAAGAUGCUCUCGCUCGUGUGCGACGUUGCAUUGGUGGUGGGGCUACAGAGAAUGCUGAUGAUAGUGACAGUGAUUUGGAAGUUGUUGCAGACUCGAUUACUGUUAACUUGCGUUGUCCUAUGAGUGGUUCAAGGAUGAAGAUUGCUGGACGAUUCAGGCCCUGUAUGCAUAUGGGUUGUUUUGACCUUGAAACAUUCGUGGAUAUGCAGCAACGUUCGAGGAAGUGGCAGUGCCCAAUAUGUUUGAAAAACUAUUCUCUGGAGUCUAUAAUUAUUGACCCUUACUUCAAUCGCAUUGCAAACAUGAUGCGGUCUUGUGGUGAGGAUACAAGUGAAGUCGAAGUGAAGCCUAAUGGUUCUUGGCGUGUUAAAGGUGACAAUGAAUGCAGAGAUCUUAGGCAAUGGCAUCUGCCUGAUGGAAGUCUGUGUCUUCAUGACGAGGGAGAAAGCAAACAUAAACCUGAAGCAUCUAAGCCGAUUAAGCAAGAAAGCACCUGUUUGAAACUAGGAAUACGGAAGAAUAGCCAUGGAAAAUGGGAAGUUAGUAAACAUGAGGAAAUGAAUACCCAUUCUUCAGGUGAUAGAGUGCUAGGAAAUUUAGAGAACGGUGGUCGAAAGGUUAUCCCAAUGAGCAGUAGUGCCACUGCUAGUGGUAGAGAUGGUGAAGAUCCAAGUGUUGAUCAAGAUGUUAAUGGCCAUUUUGAUUUAUCUAUUAGCAAUGGAUUGGAACUUGAUUCUAUAUCUUUGAAUCUUGAUCCUACAUUUGGGUUGACAACUCAGAAUGCUGUGGCUACGAAAGACGCAGAAUUAAUUGUGCUCAGUGAUUCAGAUGACGAGAAUGCUAUGAUGGCAAAUGGGGUCAUUCAUACCAAUGGGUUAAUGGAUAAUGGUGUUAAUUAUCCUGUUGAUCCUCAUGGAAUUACAGGAUCAUAUCAAGAUGACCCUGGUCUUGGAGUCGGUGGAACUUCAUGUCUUGAACUUUUCAAUCCAGAUGAUGAGUAUGGGCUGCCAUUGUGGCCGUUGUCUUCCACUACCCAAGGAGCUUCCAGUUUUCAGCUAUUUGGUGCUGAUGGAGGUGGCACAGAUCCUCUAGCUAAUCCACAUCUUUCUACUGUAAACUGUCCUGUGUCCAUGAAUGACUAUAUAUUGGCUCCAGAUACGGCUAUGAACCCUGCAACUUUGAUGCCUGAUUCUACUGUUGAUCAUUCCAGGAAUGACCUAAAUGAUGGCCUAGUUGAUAAUCCGUUAGCUUUUUGUGGAGAGGAUCCAUCUCUUCAACUUUUUCUUCCUACUAGGCCUUCGGAUGCUUGUGGACCUACUGAUUCAAGAAAUCACCAGGACAUAGGCAACGGUAUACGUAGUGAUGAUUGGAUCUCUCUUAGGCUGGGAGAUGGUGGUGGCAGGAGUAAUGGGGACUUGGACUCUAGGAAUGGCUUACAUAAUGGACAACAGCCUCAUUCCCGAGAAGUUAUGGAAACAGCUUCUUUUCUUAUGGGCUCUAAUGGAAGCAAAUCCGAGAAAACUAGAGAACGAUCAGAUAGCCCUUUCUCGUUACCUCGAAGCAAACGUUCUAAACAAAGGUUGUUCCUUUCAAUCGAUUCUGACUCUGAUUGAGUGCUUUUCAGUGGGUUUUUACUGAUCAAAUGUUCCAGGCAUGAAAAUAGUUGACAUUAUUGGCGGUUGUGAAGCUAGCUUGUACAUAGGAACUUGACGUUAACUCGCACUGAUCACCGAGAACGGAAUGGUGGUUAGGACGAAUAUGAGUAAAUAUGGAUCUGUCACAAGACGGAUCCAUAUGCCUCGGUAUUGGUGAGCUGGAACAUCUCUUUUCAGCUUCGCAUUUAGCCGGAUGGUACAUAUCAUUGCUAAUUUCUUUUAGCAGGACAGUAAUCGGCAGACAAUACUAGUAGGUAGUAGGGCAUACUUUUUGAUGAUGAAGAAAGUACGAUUUGCUAAAUUUGAUUAUUGGAGGUAUUCAGACGUGAUUUGCUCCGAAGGCUGUGAUCGUUUCAUGGGUAGUGGUAGGGAGUUCGUUCAAGUUUCAAGCUUUACGCACAUACAGCAGCCUCCUGUUUUUAACGGGGCUUAUAGCCUGUAAAUGUAUUAUGGGGAUGAUUUAUUUAUAGAAAACGUGUUUCUUUCCAGACUCCCUAUUCCCAUCCUUCUAUUUUCCCUUUCCCUCCGAAAGUGAAAAUUUUAAAGUAUGUUAUGUUAUUAUGCAGGAUUUUAACGUUUAAACGGCAAAGAUGAUUUUUCAGUGCCUUAAAACUUCAUUUUAUCUAUAAACAAGUAUAGUUGUUAUGCCAUGCUUUUGGCCUUGUUGAUUAUUAGCUGCAAGUGAGUAUAUAUGUAAAAUGUAAAAUACUCAAAUUUUAUUUAUUGUAGAUUCCAUUUAUUUGGGCUAA
Messenger RNA from Amaranthus tricolor (Joseph's coat), 3762 nucleotides. RefSeq names its product E3 SUMO-protein ligase SIZ1-like. NCBI's taxonomy places the organism in Eukaryota, Viridiplantae, Streptophyta, Magnoliopsida, Caryophyllales, Amaranthaceae. Gene Ontology annotation, molecular function: zinc ion binding; SUMO ligase activity. Bases 374 to 2971 code for a protein of 865 amino acids. The record is from RefSeq and is a predicted model, not a curated record. Gene Ontology annotation, biological process: protein sumoylation. The transcript is spliced from 17 exons.